Messenger RNA from Mizuhopecten yessoensis (Yesso scallop), 1793 nucleotides. RefSeq names its product forkhead box protein B1-like. NCBI's taxonomy places the organism in Eukaryota, Metazoa, Mollusca, Bivalvia, Pectinida, Pectinidae. Gene Ontology annotation, molecular function: DNA-binding transcription factor activity, RNA polymerase II-specific; RNA polymerase II cis-regulatory region sequence-specific DNA binding. The transcript has a single exon. Gene Ontology annotation, biological process: regulation of transcription by RNA polymerase II; anatomical structure morphogenesis; cell differentiation. The coding region runs from base 194 to 1219 and encodes 341 amino acids. The record is from RefSeq and is a predicted model, not a curated record.
AGCAAUAUUUUUUCAGGCAGACUUUAUCAGGAUAUACAAACAGUGAUCAGUUUGGACAAACAUCUUUGUAGUUUGUUGUGAUAUACAAUAACAUUGUACACCAACGUUGUUUUAUUACCACGAACUCUAAUCGGCCACGGACGGAACUUUUGGAAAAUAUUUUCCGUGAAACAUUGAGUUUUGUUAGUUCAUUAUGAUAAUGGAUAACAACCAGAACUUAGCAGGCAGGGAUGGACUGACCGAUACUUCGUCCUGUAUGAUGGCCACCUCGCACCUCCUACAAUCGUCCAUGCACGGGAUGAACCCCGACCUCCACCCAGAUCACACAGUGGACCACCACGAUCGUCUCCACGACGACAAUGACGACGUCAAGGAUGAACUCGAUGUGAACAGUUCCGGAGACUCUGACGACGACCAGAACUUUUCCGGAACUUCAACUUUAUCACAACAGAAUCGAAGAUUUGCGGACGUAAAGCCACCGUAUUCCUACAUCGCCCUCAUCACCAUGGCGAUAGAGAGUUCCAAUUCUGGUAUGAUGACCCUGAACGAAAUCUACGCCUUCAUCAUGAAUAGGUUCCCUUACUUCAAGGAGAACCAACAAAGAUGGCAGAAUUCUAUCCGUCACAACCUUUCCCUUAAUGACUGUUUUGUGAAAAUCCCACGUGCUCCCGGUCGACCAGGAAAAGGGAACUACUGGGCUCUUCAUCCAGCGUGCGGCGAUAUGUUCGGUAACGGAAGCUUCUUGCGCCGCGCCAAGCGCUUCAAGCUCCAGCGCCAGAGGAUGAGGGAAGCCGAACAGGCGCAAGUACAGCAUGUGAAUUCAUUUGGACAUUUCAGCCUUUUCCCUCCUCCAACGUCCGGAUACAAACCUUAUCCUUCGCUCAACUCGCUAACACUCGGCUCGUUCCCCCAGGGUCUUCCUCAGUCUCAGCAAUACGGCAGCUUAGUUUCCAAACCGGAACCAUGGAACCCGCCCGGCUCCUCCAGCUACAAUCCAUACUACAGCAGCAACAGUAUGAACAUGAAUAUGAACAAUUCCAUUGGAGCUUCCCUUGGUAGUUCCCUCGGAAGUUCUCUGGGCGGACCCUAUCUCUCCGGGAGCCAGGUACCUCCCGUGCCAAGUAUGAACAGCUCUCUGACAAAUUACCCCUCUCUGCAGCAGUCCUACGGGUGCGGUCCCCAAUACAACAGUCAGAUUCGGCUCCAGGCGUCUCAGUGACAAACCCAAUGACUUAAACAAUUGUAAAUGAGUGAUACAGACAAUUGCGAACCAGUGAUAUUUUGUGUAACUGUGAGAAUGAUGUGUAUGUGUGUGUAGAGGUAAGAAAAUAACUGUGUUGAUAAUUCAUUCAUAUGUUCAUAGUAAUUGAUAUCACAUUAUUUUAUGUUUCCGAACUUAUAUUGAUUAGAUAUAAUUUAACUACCAGUGUCGGAUAACACAUUGUUGUAAUAUAUGAUAUAUGUUUGUGUGAAUUCUAGUGCUAAAAUACAAGGUGAACACGACAGUCACGAUGGGCGUCGCCCCGUGAUACUGUGCACGUGUCUACGCAUACUUCCUGUCACAUGGUGGUCAUGAUUUCCUUAUAAUUACCUUAUCAGUCCCUUAGUUGUUGUGUGUCUAUUGGUGAAUGACUAUGAGGUAAGGAUUGUCUUUGAAUUGCAUAAUUUUGAUUAUAGACGUGAACAAUUAUGAAAAAGUUUGUAUGUGUGUUUUGGAGUGUUUGAAUGCCAUUGAUUUUGUAUAUAAAAUGUUUUGAAUCUCAACUGUGAUAGUGCAAUAAACAAUUUGAUAA